This is a messenger RNA of Ficedula albicollis (Collared flycatcher), 2803 nucleotides long. It is a transcript of the gene MFGE8, whose product is annotated as milk fat globule-EGF factor 8 protein. The coding region runs from base 149 to 1570 and encodes 473 amino acids. Gene Ontology annotation, molecular function: calcium ion binding. The transcript has 10 exons. The record is from RefSeq and is a predicted model, not a curated record. NCBI's taxonomy places the organism in Eukaryota, Metazoa, Chordata, Aves, Passeriformes, Muscicapidae.
CGAGCUGAGCAGAGCUGAGCCGAGCUGAGCCCGGCGGAGCCGAGCCCAGCAGACCCGAGCCCAGCCCAGCCCAGCGCAGCGGAGCGCAGCGCAGCGAAGCCGCUCGGGGGGAGCGCACGGCGCGGCACGGCGCGGCUCGGCACGCAACAUGAGGGCGGUGAGGUUUCGGGUGCUGCUCGCCCUGCCGGUGGUGUUCUUGCUGCUGGUGGUAGUGUCCGGUGACUUCUGUGAUGUGAACCAUUGUCAGAAUGGGGGCACCUGCCUGACUGGGAUUAAUGAAGCUCCCUUCUUCUGCAUCUGUCCAGAGGGCUAUGUUGGGAUUGACUGCAAUGAGACAGAGAAAGGGCCCUGCCACCCCAAUCCUUGCCACAACAAUGGUGAGUGCCAGCUGGUCCCAAACCGGGGUGAUGUCUUCACUGACUACAUCUGCAAGUGCCCUGCGGGGUACGAUGGGGUGCACUGCCAGAACAACAAGAACGAAUGCUCCUCCAAACCUUGCAAAAAUGGAGGCACCUGCCUGGACCUGGAUGGUGACUACACCUGCAAGUGUCCUUCUCCAUUCUUGGGGAAGACCUGCCACGUUCGCUGUGCUGUUCUCCUGGGCAUGGAAGGAGGAGCCAUCUCUGACGCCCAGCUCUCAGCAUCCUCCGUCUAUUACGGCUUCCUUGGCCUCCAGCGCUGGGGACCAGAGCUCGCCCGCCUCAACAACCACGGCAUCGUCAAUGCCUGGACCUCCAGCAACUACGACAAGAACCCCUGGAUCCAGGUGAACCUGCUGCGGAAGAUGCGGCUGAGCGGGAUCAUCACGCAGGGCGCGCGCCGCGUGGGGCAGCAGGAGUUUGUCCGCGCCUACAAAGUCGCCUACAGCCUGGACGGGCGGGAGUUCACCUUCUUCAAGGAUGAGAAACUGAAUCUAGACAAGGUUUUUGAGGGGAACACGGACUAUGGCACCAUGCAGACCAACAUGUUCAACCCUCCCAUCACGGCGCAGUUCCUGCGCAUCUACCCCGUGAUGUGCCGCCGUGCCUGCACGCUGCGCUUCGAGCUCAUCGGCUGCGAGAUGAACGUGUAUUUCAACACGGCAGGUUGCUCGGAGCCUCUGGGCAUGAAAUCCCGCCUCAUCUCCGACCAGCAGAUCACAGCCUCCAGUGUCUUCAAGACCUGGGGCAUCGAUGCCUUUACCUGGCACCCCCAUUAUGCUCGCCUGGACAUGACAGGCAAAACCAACGCCUGGACAGCCCAGCACAACGACCAGUCCGAGUGGCUGCAGAUUGACCUCCGGGACCAGAAGAAGGUGACAGGCAUCAUCACACAAGGAGCCCGUGACUUUGGGCACAUCCAGUAUGUGGCAGCCUACAAGGUGGCCUACAGUGACAACGGCACGUCCUGGACCCUGUACCGGGAUGCGCAGACCAACAGCACCAAGAUCUUCCAUGGCAACAGUGACAACUACUCGCACAAGAAGAACGUGUUCGAUGUGCCCUUCUACGCCCGCUACGUGCGCAUCCUGCCCGUGGCCUGGAACAACCGCAUCACCCUGCGCGUGGAGCUGCUGGGCUGCGAUGAGUAGGCGCGGCAAGGAGGACGGGGCUGCUCUUCCCCGCUGCCCAGCCUGCAUCCUGCCUGCCCUGCCCGCUCCUGCUCUGCCCUCACACCCCCUCUCCGUGUCCCCACACUCAGGAGGGCCAAGAGGGCUCCCCUGCCCUCAGUGCUGGGGCUGCAGCACUGCAUUUUACGGGGCCCUUGAGUGGGAUGUGGGGACGGCUCCUGCCCUCUUGCUGUUCCAGCCAGGGCUGAGACUCCCUCCUGCAGCUUUCCUGGGGACACUAUCCUGCAAAUGAGGCCUUGCUGGGGGACUCUGUCCUGCAAUCAGGGCUUGGCUUUAUCUUCUCUGCUAAGCCUGGGGACAAAUUUUCUCCUUGCUUCUGCUUCCAGCAGAGAGGCUGCAGCCAGUGGCAGUCCCUUGCCUGAGCUGUGUCUUGGAGCAGUUUUCAGGGUCUUAGGGCAGGCUCCCCUGGCUUGCAGCCUCCUAUGUCCCUCCUGCUCCCUGCUUGUCUGCAAGCAGGGGCUGUGAAAAUCCUCUGAAAAAACUCAGCUGUUGUCCCCUGCCCGUUUUGCCAGGCCCUGAGUCUCCUGCUGCGAUGUCAGCACCACAUAGUGUGAGUAGAGUGAUGAGAUGGCUCCUGUCAAGAGGCACAGAUCCCCACUGGUGGUGGCUCUACCUGCUGGGCACUCUGGCAGGCACCACAGCGAGCAUUUUGGCAGGCACUGCCCAUUCCCCUUCCUGGGAUGCCAGCUCCAGCAGCCUCCCAAGUCUCAACCUUGCCAUCAUCUCUAGCUUACUGCAGUUUGGGGUGCUUUGCUGUCCCUUGUCCUCAGAGCCCAGUGGUGACCAGGGUGCCUAUGAUCUGAUAGUGGGGAGAGUUGGUUUGUAGCCACAAGGAUGUGGAGAAAAGAUGAGAAAGGUGGUAGUUAAACCACCUGAAUGCAGUGGGCAGAGAGCCGUGCCAUCACCCUUUUUGCAGCCUGAUUUUUUCCAUUUACAUGGAGUGGAGGGGAGCCUCUUGCAAUGCUGUAGCCCCCGGGAUUAGCAGUAGGAGAUGAGUGAGUCCCAGGUGGGAGCACAGGCAGGCUGUCCUGGGCUGGCAGUGAUGCUUCCCCUGCCUGCUGGGAUGUGAAGCAGCCGUGGGGCUGGGCUGGCAGUGGGUUCACUUUGGCAAGGGCUGAGGGAACCCGAGUGGGAUGGCAGUGAUGGCCCCACUCUGGGGUGUCUCUGACAGUAUUAAAACCAGCUGAAACUUUG